Messenger RNA from Mesocricetus auratus (golden hamster), 948 nucleotides. Its product is annotated as olfactory receptor 4C15-like. Bases 13 to 948 code for a protein of 311 amino acids. Lineage: Eukaryota; Metazoa; Chordata; Mammalia; Rodentia; Cricetidae. Gene Ontology annotation, cellular component: membrane. The transcript has a single exon. Gene Ontology annotation, biological process: G protein-coupled receptor signaling pathway. Gene Ontology annotation, molecular function: olfactory receptor activity; G protein-coupled receptor activity. The record is from RefSeq and is a predicted model, not a curated record.
UUCUUGAGAAUAAUGCAAAACCAGAGCUUUGUCAAUGAGUUCAUACUCCUUGGGCUUUCACAGAACACAAAAGUUGAGAAAAUAUUGUUUGUUGUAUUUUUGUUAAUCUACUUUGUAACUAUUUGGGGCAACAUGAUAAUUGUGGUGACCAUCAUCUAUAGUUCUUCACUGCUUACUUACCCGAUGUACUUUUUCUUAAUAUUCUUGUCCUUACUGGAUGCAUGCACUUCAUCUACUGUCACACCCAAGAUGAUUGCAGACUUCUUCUAUGAGAGGAAGACCAUUUCAUUUGAAUAUUGUAUGAUACAACUAUUUGCUAUACACUUCUUUACUGGGACAGAGGUAAUUGUUCUGACAGCCAUGGCCUAUGACCGCUAUGUAGCCAUUUGCAAGCCCUUGCACUAUACUUCCAUUAUGACCCGAAGGCUCUGUAGCAUUUUGGUGGCAAUAUCCUGGGCAGGAGGUUUUUUACAUUCUAUCAUACAAAUUACCUUUACUUUGCAGCUGCCCUUCUGUGGACCUAAUGUCAUUGAUCACUUCAUGUGUGACUUGUUCCCAUUAUUGAAGCUUGCCUGUACUGACACACAUAUAUUUGUCAUUUUGGUUUUUGCUAACAGUGGAUCUAUUUGCAUCAUAAUCUUCUCUAUUCUACUCAUCUCCUAUGCUGUCAUAUUGUACUCUCUGAGAGCCCACAAUUCUGAAGGGCGACUUAAAGCUCUCUCUACCUGUGGGUCCCACAUUACUGUUGUGCUUUUGUUCUUUGUAUCAUGCAUAUUAAUAUAUGCAAGACCUACAUCUGCCUUCUCUUCUGAAAAAAAUGCACUUGUAUUUGCUACAAUCAUGACACCAUUUGUGAAUCCUAUGGUUUACACUUUUAGGAAUAAGGAAAUGAAGAAUGCUAUCAGGAAAAUGUGGAGAAGACUGAUAAUGCUUUCUGGUGACUAUUAA